GCUAGUGGCACGGCUGACGCGCGUUGUGUUUGGAGCAGUCGUCGAUUGACGUUAGCUCGCGUGAGAGCUUCGUGUCGUUUCGUUGUUCCCCCUGUUCCCCCUUCCCGCGAUCAGCGUCGUUCACUUUCCAUCCAUCGACGUUAGUAUAGUAGAACCGCGUCGAAAGAUCGCUCGAUCGAUCGGGAUGUCACCAAGUGUUUCAUCCUGUCGUCUUCGGCUAAGACGACGGUUGUGAAGGUUGAAACGUCGUCAUCUUGUCCGAGAGAGAAAGUUAAAAAGUUAACACGCACGAGCCGCGCGUGCGACGACGAGAAGUGCCUUAAUUCGGUAUACACAUGUUGUGCGUGUGAGUGAAUGAGUGUCGUGUACGGAUGCACGGUGCCCCUUGACUUGUCAAUGCGGAAUCAACAAGUGGCAUAGCAGCUGAGCGUGUGAGCGCGUGCGCGCGCGCGCGCGCGAGUCCCGAUUCUAACCUCCGCGGAUCAGCGGCGAUUCCUCUCGCUUAUUUACGCGCGCUCUGCCACCGCCAACGGCGAGUAUCGCGCCGGUGAUUAAUGUGAUCUCGCUGUGUGUGCCCCCCUACCCCGCCCCCGUUUCCUUGCAACGCGUGCCCUUGGAUAUUACGUUGGCUGCGAUCCGGUGUCGGCUACGUCCGAAUAUCUCAAGAUGGAAGUCGUCUAUAUAGAUGAGCGAGAAGAUGUACAGAAGAAAACGUUCGCCAAAUGGAUAAAUUCGCAGCUUCUUAAGAAUCAUCACGAGCCGAUCAGCGAUUUGUUUGUGGAUUUACGAGAUGGAAAUCGUUUGUUAUCCCUCUUGGAAGUGCUCACUUCUAAAACUUAUAAAAGAGAACGCGGUCGAAUGCGAGUGCAUCAUCUUAAUAAUGUUAACAAAGCAUUGCAAAUUCUUGAGCAAAAUAAUGUGAAACUUGUCAAUAUUAGUAGCAAUGAUAUUGUUGAUGGUAAUCCGAAAUUGACACUUGGUUUGGUGUGGAGUAUUAUUUUACAUUGGCAAGUACAUUAUCAUUUGAAAGAUUUGAUGACAGAAUUACAACAAACCAAUUUAGAAAAAACACUUCUUGCAUGGUGCCGUCAAAAUUCCCAGAAUUAUCCUGGUGUUGAUAUUAAAAAUUUUACAACAUCUUGGUCGGAUGGAUUGGCGUUUAAUGCAAUCUUACAUAGAUGGAAACCUCAUUUGUUUGACUUUAAUAAUAUCGCGCGUAAACAUCCAAAUGCUAGAUUGGAUCACGCUUUUCGACUUGCACAAGAACAUCUUGAUAUCGAACGUCUUUUGGAUCCUGAAGAUGUCAAUACUUCAGUACCAGAUAAAAAAUCCAUAAUGAUGUACGUUAUGUGUCUCUUUCAAUCCUUACCACAUUCUGGGGAUGAUGUUGGCGAACUGGAUCUUUCAAUCGCAAGUGACAGUACUCCAGUCAGUCCAGUUACAACACCAGGAACAGAGAAUACUUUAUCGUUCAGCAAUUUCGGAUUGCCAGCUUCCCGUCCGAUAAGUUUGGCUACAAAUGUUUCUGUCGAGCUUGGCGGUUAUCAGGUCGCGCUUGAAGAUGUUCUAACAUGGCUUUUGGAAGCAGAGGAUAAAUUGAAUCAUGCCCCCGAGCCAGGCUCGACUCUAGACAUAUUGAAACAACAAUUUCACGAACACGAAACCUUUUUGAUGGAAUUAUCUGGUCAUCAAGACGGAGUAGGAACUGUUCUAGAGGAAGGUGCAAGAUUAUUAGCUGAAGGCGGAUUACAUAAAGAUGAAGAACAUGAAGUGCGUGUGCAAAUGUCCUUACUGAAUUCUCGAUGGGAAGGACUUCGAAUGCGUGCUAUGGAAAGACAAACCAAAAUUCACGAGGUCUUAAUGCAAAUGCAACAGACACAGUUAGAUGCACUGCGACAAUGGCUGACAAAAAUGGAAGAUCGGAUUUCUUUGAUGGCAGCAACUGAAAUAAAUCCGUCAACUCUCGAGGAGCAAAUGAAACAUUUGAACGAAUUGGAACAAGAUAUUCAGGCACAACAAGACAUAGUCGAUGGUAUGAGAAAUAUGGUAGUGGUCGUGGACGAAGAAAGUUCUGAGACAGUUUAUGCUCAAAUGGAAGAUCAAUUGUCCGCUCUUGGUGAACGUUGGAGUCACAUUUGUCAGUGGAAAGAAGAACGACGCCAGCGAUUGGAAUCCCUGUCUAUGCUUUGGCAGAGUAUUAUUGAUGAUUAUAAAAGACUGGUAGCAUGGUUAAACGAAAUUGAAAUUACGUUAAAGCAAAUGGAAGCUAAUCCAGCAUCUGAAUUUGGUGAAGUACUAGACAGAAUAAGAAAGUUGCAGAUUCUUAAAGCAGAAAUGGAUAUAAAUCAGAAAAAAUUAAUGUCUUUACAAGAAUCAAUUCAGGAUUUAGAUGGCAAUAGCUCAUCUUCAGAUUACGCGAAUAUUUUGGAGAAGAUUGAAAACUUGCAAGAUCGAUGGGAAGCUGUUGGACAAAUCAUGGAGGUUCAAUCUCAAAGGAUAACAAACUCUGGAUUUGAAUUUGAUUUAAAGUCCGAAGAAAGCAUAACAACUAUUAAAGGAAAUGAAUGGAUGUCUGAAACGGUAACAAGUAUAGCAUACAAAGAAGAGAUUACUGCAACAUCAACGCCACAUAGUGAUUCAAAGAAGCGUCGUGUGGAUAGCUCCACUAAACACGAGUUUGAAUCGGCAUUACUUCAUUUAUAUAAAUGGCUAGAUUAUGUUGACUUAGAAAUUAGUCGUUCAGAAGGAGUAUUCGAUGAAUUAAGCGUGGAAGAGAAGAAAGUUGUUUACAAAGAUACUCUUGUAGACGUGGAAUCUCAUAAGAAUGAAUAUGAUAAAGUUCUUGAAAUUGGUAAACAACUUAUCGAUGAAUUAAAGAACGCAAACGAGUCCAUUGAAGAAGAAGAAUCCAAAAUUAAGGACAUACAAAAUUGUUGGAUAGCGACAAACAAUCGUUUGCAGGAAAUAAAGAAGCGGAUAGAUUAUCUGGAAGAAGUAAAGAAAUUCCGGACUGAACUAGCCAGUUUAAAUCUAAUGUUGGAGAGUUAUACAAAGUGGUUUGAUACAAAUAAAGAAAACAAUCAAAUAGAACCAUUCAGAGUUAAAAUGAAAUCAAUGAAGUCACAUGAUGAGCGCAUAAAAAAUAUGCUUGAGAAAGCAAAUGAACUGUCAGAAAAUCAAAUUGCGAUUACAGAAAGUAGUAAUGUGGAUUUGGACAUAAAAGCAUUUUCCACUAAUUGGGAAAAAUUAUACACCAUGUUAUCGGAUCGAUUAACUGAAGUAAAUAAUGCUAUCGAUCGAACACCACCUAAAAAGUACACUGAGGCAGUCACUAGUUUGAUGUCAUUUAUCAACAAUAUCGAAGGUGUUCUAUUGUCAGAACAUGUAGUUAUAUCUGAUGAAAAAAUUAUGGAAGAGCAAAUAGAAAGAUUUAAAGCUAUACAAAGUUCAUUAAAAGAACAAGAACAAACUUUCAAAUAUGUUAAUUCCACUGGACAAGAUCUCAUAGCGAAGAUAAAUGAUGAUUCUUUAGGACAACGGCUUAAAGAUGAAUUGCAAGACUUGAAUACUAAAUGGAGUGAUAUUCCUAUCAUUUUGGAAGAAAAACAACAGAGUCUUGUCAAAGAUAUUGCAACUUCGCAAGCGUUUAGUACUGAACUUUCUACACUUGAAGCUUGGUUGGAAAAGUCAUCAUUAUAUCUAGAGGAUUUAUCUAAAGCGGACAUUACAGAUAAUGUUGAAAAUAUUCAGCAUAAAUUAGGGCAAAUUCGUUCGUUUUCUCAGGAAAUAGACAAAACAAAACCACAGAUAGAAGCACUUCGAACAUCGGCAAAUGCAAUACUCGAGAAAUCUGAAGCUAAUUUUGCAAAUCUAUUAAAUAGCAAAUUACAUACUAUAGCGUAUAAAUGGAAUGAUAUUCUCGAUGAGACUAGAAGUUUAAGUGACAAAUAUGAGAGUGCUUUAAAGAAGAAUGAUGAUAUUAUAAAUGGUAUAGAAGAUUUCACAAAGUGGUUAUCGAGUUUAGAAAAAGAUAUCCCUGUAGAUUCGAGAAUAACAUCUUCAGUUGAACUUUUUCAAGUGCGUGGUCGAUAUCAAGCACUGAAAGACAAAGUUGACAAACGAGUGGAAGAGUUCAGAAACUUGAAUGAAAUAGGAAAUGAUAAAUUAUUAAGUUCAGAAGGAGCAUCCGUGCAAGAGUUGGGUAGACGCUUUACUUUCUUAAAUGCACGAUGGACCGACGUUACAGAUCGCAUAUAUGAACACUACAGACAUUUACAAAAUGCUAGUCAUGAAUACGGGGAAUUUCGGGCUUUAGUUGCGCAGGAAAGCGAUUGGUUAGAUAAGUUAGAUAAACGAUUAAAAAAAUCACCUAAAACUGCUGCAGAUGCAGAAGAAAUAUCAGAAGAACUUGAUGAUUUAGAAAAUUACAUACGAAAUCACCCGGAAUCUAGACUUGAGAAGAUUCAAGAAAUUGGUAAACAACUCAUCGAUAGUAAUAUCAUGACUCAUUCUAUUGAAACAGAUGUGGAAGGAUUAACAAAUCGAUGGGAAAAUCUAAAUAAGCAGGCAGGGCAACGGGCCAAGCUGCUGGAAGGAUCAGUGAAACAAGCCCAACAAUCGGAAGGGCGCAUCCUUGCUCUCCAACAUUCUUUAACACAAAUAGAUUCUGUACUAACUGCACGUCUUGAUUGUGACCUCACUGCUGAUGACUUGCCUCAUGAUUAUCAGAAAUUAAUGGAAGAGUUGGAACAACAGCAUGCUACACUCGAAGAAAUGGCAUCACAAAUUGAAUCGUAUAAAGCUUCUGGUAAACAAGAAGCGGCGCUUCGACUGCAAGAACAAAUGUCUCUGAUUGAACAAAAAUAUACUAAAGUCCAGGCAAAGUUUCAACGUUUUCGUUGUCCGAUCAAUAUAGAACCUAGAUUAUCAAGAGCUUUACGAGAACUCAGGGGAAUAGAGGAAGCAACUUGCUUGUUAGAGCUAUCAUCAGAAGAUCCCGAAGUCAUCGAAGGUCAACUAAAACAUUGCUUGCGCUUUUAUCAAACUUUAAGUGAGAUUAAAAGUGAAAUUGAAUGUAUAAUUGUUACCGGGAGAAAAUUAGUUAAGGAUGAAACUAUUCCCGAGUCUGAUAAAUUUUCAAAGCGAAUUGAUAUGUUAAAGGAAUUAUAUAAUAAGCUUGGUCGUCAUAUAACAGAAUCCAAAUCUAUAUUAGAAUCGGCAUCAGACUUGUCAUGCGACAUACAGAAAAAGUUGACAUACAUUAACAUGUCAGUUGAGAGCAUAAAUAAGGAGUUAGAUACGCAAAAGAGCAUGCCCGAUCUGCCAGUAAAUGCGAUAUAUGUACGAGAGACUUUGACUGAAGUAAUUCCGCAUCUCAAUAUUAUAAGAGACAAAUUGCUUAGAUUGCAAGAUGAAUUUUCAAAGUUAUGCGAUCCUAUGUAUCUCGAACAACUUAAAGAAAAAAUAUCAGACAUUAUUACAAGAUUAACUAAUACAGAAAAAAGACUGCGACUGUGUAAGGGCUCAGAGGAUGAACCUAAUGUCGAUGAAAUAAACGCAUGGCUUCUUCAAAUUGAAGAUAAAUUAAACAAGUUAGAUGCAGUUCCAAUUGAUCAACUUACAGAACAUCACUUUGAACAGUGCAAGGCUGUGCAAAGUGAAAUGAUAGAAGCAAAACCUAAAGUUAAUCAGCUUCAACGUUAUGCAUUUUAUCCUAAAGUAGCUGAAAUAUGUGAAAAAUGGGAAGAUAUCUCUAACAGAAUACAGGAAUGGAUCCACAAAAUUACAGACAAUUUAUUAAUAAAAAGUAAAGCAGAAGCUUCUAAGGGGAGAGACAAUUACGGACGCAACAAAUUACCUAGACAGCUGGAACAAACUUUAGCACAUCCUGUUAAAAAAGAAAAAAAAUUAAUAGAUGAGAACGAAGCUAUUUAUGGCAUAGGAUAUCUUAAUCCUGCAUUUGAUGAUAAUCAAUGUACUAUUAUUAAUACGCCUGAAACUUCGCCCAUUGAUGUACCUCAUCGAAGUAGAAAAUCUUCUGCUAAGUCGGAAAAAGUAAAAGCUAGAAUUGUAGAUGUCAGUAGAACCGUUAGGCGAAAAUUAGAUAUGAGUUCUGUACCUGAUGUUGUUCAGACUUCUCAACCGCAAAUUGUUCAAAUUGAUGAUGACCUACCUUCGCCUUGUUCUGAUACAGAUGUGCACAUGACUGAUGAAGAAGAAUUCUUUCUGACUAAAAACAGUAAAUUAUUUUCUCAAGUAUCUAGUAAUACCUUGACAGCAACAGAGACAAAGACGUCUAACGUAGCUUGUGCACAACAGAAUCCAUUUCGUAUUGUUGAAGUGAAAGAAAUGGAAAUUGUGAAAUCAGUAGCAUCUUCCGAAAAUCAUGUAAUUUUGCCAAGUGCUAAUGUCAGUGUUGGAUUGAUGCCGCAAGUAGUUGAAAGAGUGGAAAUUAUCGAAGAUACUGAGACAGAAGCUGAAUCUAUAGAUACUGAUACAGAAGACAGGGAACUUAGGGGAAAAAUGUCUUCUGUUAUUGGUGUUGUAGAGCAAGUAAAUAAAAAGAAAGAACUUGUGCCAAUCCUAAAGAAGAAAAAAACUUCAGUCAAAUCUUCUACAAAAAAUAUUAAAAGACUUGUAUUAAAAUUAGAUUUAGACACUGAUCAAAGUAAUGUUAUCGAAUCAAAUAAAAGUACAACAUUUUCCAGUAAUGAACCAUUGAAAAAUACAGAAGAAGCUAACAUUGCAGAAAUUUCGAAUGCUGAAUGUAGUAAGGUAGAGCAACAAUUAAAAGAAAGAUUAAAUAAAUUACCAGUUUCAAUGUUGAAAGAUACAGAAAGUGUGGCGGAGUAUCUUAUAUUAGAUGAUAAUAAAGAAAUUGAAAAAUCCGACAUGGAAAUCAAUGAGCAAACAGAUUAUGCUAAAUCACAAGAUUUAAUAACAAUGCAAGAAAAGGUAGCUGAAAAGACUAUUGAAUAUCCUAAAAUAUAUGAAAAUGCUGGUGAUGCGAGUUGUAGCAGAGAAGAAAAACUAUAUAAGAAAUCACCAUUAUUAAAACGUACAAAGAAUCUAUCAAAAGAUGAUACAUUGGAAGAUUGCGAAAGUUUUUAUGGCAGUGAUAAGGAAACAGAUGAUGUGUUGAUAUUUUCGGAUGAUACAGAAAUUGAUGUUGGUAGUUCCAGUUCAGAUGGAGAAGAUACUAAUUUAGGGAAGCAUGUUGAGCACCUCUUGGACAAGAUUAAACUUGAAAAGUCUCGACCGCUCAUGCAUAAGAUGGAAACAAAAACUUUUAAUGAGAAAGCACUAUUUAAAGGUUCAAUAAGUACAUCUCGAACAACAUUAGAGAAAAAUAUUUUAGAAUUUGAACAGUUAGCACAAAUGAUGCUAUGUAGAAUGGAUGUUAUGUUAAUGAGUAUUAGCGGUAUCUCUAAUGAAAAAGAUCCUACUAAACGUCUUGAGAUACUCAAAAGCGAAAUUAGUACUCUUGCCCCAGAUGCAGCAGCUUUAAUCAGUAAAGGAGAUGAUCUAGUUAUGACAAUACAUAUGACUGAUCCUGGACGAGCAGAAAAAAUAAAGAAUGAACAUCAAGAUAAGCUAAGGAGUAAGUGGCAUCAAGUUAUGGCAGAAAUUAAAACCCGCAGAAAACAGGCACAAAAAGCAGAAGAAACUUUGCGGCAAUAUAAUAAUAUAAUCACAGAACUUGAGGAUUGGUUCAGAGAUGUACCAUUGAAACUUGAACAGGCUAAUAAUUAUGAAGGUCAAUUAGAAACAUUUACUGAGGAAUUUGAUGCAAAACAAAUACAAAUACACAAAUUGAACGAACUAGCUGUGGAAUUGAAAAAAUUAAAUGUUAACUACUCCGAAUCAGUACGUUAUAACAUUAACAGCAAUUGGCAAAAAGUUAGUUCACAGUUCAAACGAUUUAGUGGUAGCAAAGAUAAAGAUAAACAGGUGAUCGACAAGAAAGUAGAAUUGGAUAUUGAUAAUGUAAAUCCGCAAGAAUUUAUUGCGCGCAUUAUCAAACUGAGAGAAGCGAUCUCGACUGUGUCGCGAUCUUUAAAUUCUUUGCCAUUGAGUGGUAAAGAUUACGAGCUAUUUACAAGUCAAGAAGAAUGUUUAAAGAAAAUUGGCAAUGCUUUAAAUAUUUUGAAGCCAAGUGUCGAUGAAAUGAAUUACAUUUGUGAAAGUGUCACGCGGCAAGCCAAAAGAGAACAAGCCGAUCAAAUAAAACAUUUAAGUGAAAAGUUGCAAGAUGAAUGGACAAAUAUAAAUCAGAGCUACGUAGAAAGAUAUAAUCGUUGGAUUAAAUGUUACGAAAAAUGGAUGGAACUGUAUAAUACGUGCCAAACAUUUUCGGAAUGGUUAGAUAAGAUGGAAGAUGCUCUAAAAAAAUGUAAUGUUUAUAGCCAUUCUAAAGCAAGCAAGACGAAAACUUUCGAAUUAGAGCAAGAAGUUUCUAGAAUGCAAAGAACAUUGAAUAAUAUUAACACAACGAAUACAGAUAUAUCUGAUCGAGCCUCCGUUGAAGAUAUGAUAGAAUUACAAAAUAUAAUUGAAAACAUUAAGCAACGCUGGCAAAAUUUAGUAGCCGAAAUAAGCGCGCGAAAAGAAAAGAAUUUUGCUAUGGAGAAAAAAAUAAACAAUGACGGUAGAGUCUUGGAAACGUCGUACAAUAUCAUAGAACAAGUUAACACUCUGUUGGUAUCUGCAGCAAAUCCUUCGGACGAAACCUCAUUAUCGAUUCGAUUAUCAUUAAUUAAGGCAAGAGAAGAAGAACUUUCGUCUCGGAAAAGAGCUUUGCAAGCCUUAGUAAGUCAACAUAACGUUCCUAGAGAAGAAGACGAGAGCUGCAGACUUCUCUCGGAUAUGGAUAAGGCUAAUGCAAGUCUCUCAAAUCAUCGCGAAUACGUGGAAUGUAAACUUGCAUCGCUUAGAAAAUACAUUUGUACUUUGGAUGCUGUUAUGGUAUGGAUUAUGGAAACGCGAACGCGAUUAAGUAUUUCUCAAGAGUUGCCGCAACAUGAGCGUGAUGAAAUAAUUAAAAAUAUUAUGUCUAGGGUCGAAGAUCGUGAGAUGGAAGUAAAAGAUGUGUUAGAAAAUUAUACUAAUUUGGAAAAAGAAUGUGAAUCAGCAAAACAGCCAGUUUCUGUUGAACUACAGGAAAAGCUGAAGAAAUUGAGAGAGGAUUGGCAGUUUGUAAAGUGUUAUGGUGACAAUUAUGAAGUUUCUUCCACAAUUUCUAUUGGAGCUACAUCAAAAGAAGUGGAAAGGAGUGUAGGCACCGCAGCACCGGGGGCGGCGGGUGCAGCUGCAGGGGGCUCUCGGGGGCUGUCACCCUCUCCCGCCCCCUCAUCACCGUCGACCCCCGUAGCGACUAGCAGUCCCUCCGUUUCCUCGGCUUCGUCUUCACCUUCACCCUCCACCUCAGCUUCCGCUCUUGUCGCGGGACUCGAUAAAUCAGUGCUUCAGAUACGUGACUGGCUUACGGUCGAAGAAGGGAUGUUGCGACAACAAUCCGUAGUCGUCGGCGAUGUCGACGAAAUUAUGCAUCUUCUUGAUAAGCAAAAGAACGUCUUACGGGAGCUGGAACAAAAGAAACCGCAAUUAGACGAACUGGUUCACACGGCCGAGAACUUGCGCGCUGACACGAAUCGACAACAGUUGCACGGCAAAGUUACCAAGCUGAGGGAACAUUGGGACGAGACCAAUUCAAAAGUCAUGCAAAGGAAGACGCAGUUGGACAUGAUGCUGGGAGACAGUCAGCGAUAUGAGGCGAAGAGGAACGAGGUGGAGGUCUGGUUAGCGCGAAUGGAAACUAGACUCGAGAGAAUGCGAGCUGUAGGACAUACCGCCGACGUACUCGAAGCGCAGCUCAGGGAACAAAAGUCGUUCCACGCCGAGCUGCAUCAAUAUAAGCAUCACAUUGAACUUUUUAAUCAGCUCACUCAGAAGCUGAUAGCUGUUUAUCAACAGGACGAUACUACACGUGUGAAGAAAAUGACGGAGACGAUCAAUCAGAGAUACAACAAUCUGAACACGAGCAUCAUCAAUCGGGGAAAACUACUACACUCCGCAAUGAACUCGCUUCACAACUUCGACCGGUCUCUAGACAAGUUCUUGGCCUGGUUGAGCGAAGCAGAAUCCUCGAUGGAAGGAUUGGAAGCGGAAGCCGAUCGACUAGGUGGACGACGAGACCAGGGCGCGCUCAGACGACCGCAACAUCAGCUUAAGGAUCUUCAGUCGGAAAUCGAGACGCACCGAGACGUUUACGCAUCUUUGAACGGCACCGGACGAAAAUUACUGAGCUCAUUAGCGAGUCAGGAUGACGCUGUUAUGCUGCAACGUCGAUUGGAUGAGAUGAACCAAAGAUGGCAUCAUCUAAAGGCAAAGAGCAUGGCAAUCAGGAAUCGCUUGGAAAGCAACACGGAGCACUGGAAUGCUUUGCUGUUAUCGUUGCGCGAACUCAUUGAAUGGGUGAUAAGGAAAGACACAGAGCUCACCGGAUUGGGACCCGUUUGCGGCGAUGUGGCUGCGCUACAAAAACAACAAGACGACCAUCGUGGCUUUAGAAGACAGCUGGAGGACAAACGACCGGUCGUGGAGAACAAUUUGCUGAGCGGCCGCCAGUACAUCGCCAAUGAGCCUCCGCUGUCGGACACAUCGGACUCUGAAGCAGGCAGAGAAUUGGACGGUGAUUCCAGAGGAUACAGAAGCGCCGAGGAGCAGGCGCGCGAAUUGACGCGGAGCAUUCGCCGCGAAGUGAAUAAACUUUCGGAGCAGUGGAACGCUUUAAUCGAACGUAGCGAUGCGUGGAAGCGGAAACUCGACGACACCUCUAACAAAAUAUGUGUCUUCCAAAAGUCUCUCGAGGAUCUCUCCUCGCGGAUGGCCGCGGCCGAGGCGAUCCAGAGCGGCUGGCAAAAUCCAAAUGACGCCAACGAGGCAACGGAAUUGCUCGAGCAGUUGCAGAAAUUUGGCGAACGACUGGUACCUAUUCAGAGGAACAUCGAGGAUGCGAACGAUCAGGCGAGCGUCUUCGCGUCAAGCAGCGUCAUCGUUUCUCACGCUUUACUGGCGAAACUCGAAGAUCUGAACACCAGGUGGAAGGUGCUGCAAGUCGCGGUUGACGAACGUUACAAGUUGCUAAGCGGAUUCGGGAAGGAUGGCAGCACUCCGGGUAGUCAGGCUUUCCUCGCGAGUAGCGUAGAACCACCAUGGGAGAGAGCCCUCACACCCGCCAAAGUGCCUUACUAUAUCAACCAUCAAUUGGAAACUACGCAUUGGGAUCAUCCGAAAAUGAUAGAGCUGAUGUCUUCUCUCGCGGACCUAAACGAAGUUCGCUUUUCCGCAUACCGAACCGCCAUGAAGCUGCGUACCGUUCAGAAGCGACUGUGCCUGGACAUGUUGAGCCUUUCCACCGCGUUGGAACAGUUUGAUUCACACGGGCUUCGGGCACAGAAUGAUAAACUGAUUGACAUCCCCGAUAUGGUAACAGUACUAACAUCGCUGUACGAAGUAAUCGCAGCAGACAAUCCAGCGCAGGUGUCCGUACCGCUAUGCAUUGAUUUGGCCAUCAAUUGGCUGCUCAAUGUAUAUGAUAGCCAACGUACUGGUCAGAUUCGAGUACUUUCAUUCAAAGUCGGUCUGGUUUUAUUGUGCAAGGGACAUUUGGAGGAAAAGUAUAGAUAUCUAUUCCGCUUGAUCGCGGAUCCUAAUAGAUUGGUAGAUCAACGAAAGCUGGGACUUUUGUUGCAUGACUGUAUACAGGUACCAAGACAAUUAGGUGAAGUCGCGGCAUUUGGAGGUUCGAACAUCGAACCCAGUGUUCGUAGCUGCUUCGAGAAGGCAGGAAAGGAUAAGAACGAGAUAGAAGCCGUGCACUUUUUAAGCUGGCUGCAGCAAGAACCGCAAAGCAUGGUCUGGUUACCAGUGCUACAUAGACUAUCCGCGGCAGAAACAGCCAAACAUCAAGCUAAAUGCAAUAUAUGCAAGGAGUAUCCUAUCAUAGGAUUCAGAUACCGUUGCUUGAAAUGCUUCAACUUCGACAUGUGUCAGAAUUGUUUCUUCUCAGGACGUAAAGCAAAAAAUCAUAAGCUAACACAUCCGAUGCAAGAAUAUUGCACUGCGACGACGUCUGGUGAAGAUGUCCGCGAUUUUACGCGCGCGUUGCGUAACAAAUUCAAAUCCAAACGAUACUUCAAGAAACAUCCUAGAGUUGGUUAUCUGCCUGUGCAAACUGUCUUAGAAGGGGACGCGCUGGAAAGCCCGGCACCUUCACCUCAGCACAGCUCUCUCAGUCAAGACAUGCAUUCCCGUCUGGAGAUGUAUGCCUCUCGACUCGCCGAAGUUGAACUAUCGCGCACAAGAAGUAAUUCCACACCGGACAGUGAUGACGAGCAUCAAUUAAUAGCGCACUACUGUCAGAGUCUAAAUGGCGGCGAUAACAUUAACGUACCAAGAAGUCCGGUUCAAGUCAUGGCCGCGAUUGAUGCCGAGCAAAGGGAAGAGCUUGAGGCUAUGAUACGGGAAUUGGAAGAGGAGAACGCGACGCUGCAAGCGGAAUACGAAAGAUUGCGCUCGAAGCAAACCCCCGGUUCGACGCCAGAAGAUGGUCAUAGUACUAGGCAACCCGAUUGCGAUAUGAUUGCGGAAGCCAAGCUGCUGAGGCAGCACAAAGGUAGAUUAGAAGCACGCAUGCAAUUACUCGAGGACCAUAAUCGCCAAUUGGAGGCGCAGCUACAGAGACUUAGACAGCUUCUAGAUGAGCCAAACGCUUCUUCACCAUCGAAGACUGGAACUUUACAAACUCGAAGUGUAACAGCAUCACAAUUGGCGACUGAUUCUCCGGCAAAAAUGAAUGGCCAUUAUCAUGAUUCUCCAGGUGGUGGAAAUUCAAACGAAGGCAGAGUCAGCAGUUUAGAGAGGCCACCACCGCCACCACAUUCUCAUAGUGUUGCUCAUAACGUGGGCAAUUUAUUGCACAUGGCAGGUGACUUAGGAAAAGCUGUAGGCGAAUUGGUAACAGUCAUGACGGAGGACACAUCGAAGACGAAUGGACAACGAGCACCACCGGCAUUCAAAUAACCGUUCCAUCAACGAAUGCUGAUAUUAGAUGACACUAAAAUUCGGUUAAAUCGACACGCUAUCCAUUUGAUAUUCACGAUUGUAAACGUUUAAUCGUAAUCAUUGACCAAUAACACACAAGUCUGGCUCUAAUACGCAUAUCAGAGACAAGUACAUGGUAUAUCUGCCACGCAAUGCAGGGUCAGGGGACUCGUCUCGUGGUGUGGUGGUUUUGGGUAUUUUAUAAGUUUUGAUAUACGUCAUUGUAUAGCUGAAUUAUAUCAAUAAGACGAUUAUGAUUUGGCUUUCGGCGCUGUCCCCUGAGAGUAACUUUAUUACAUAUUGACAUGUCAUAUCAUAAAACUAAUUGUAAUGAGAAAUCAAUUGUUAUGCUUGCUAGCUAAACUAUACAAACACAAUUAAGAGAAUAUAAUGAGAAUAAAAAAAGAGAGACACAUGUGGAAGAAAAUAUCAUUAAUGCAUGCAAAAGCAAUGUAUCAAAUCACAUAAUCUAUUAUAGAUCGUAGUUUAUAUUUACAUACCCAUUCUGUUCACUGCCACGGGCUCUUCCUCGACGUAACUUACACAAUGUACAUGUUGCGAUUCUAGACGACACAUAAUGGGAAAUAGACAGAAUUCAUAUAUCUGACCUCCUGUAUUUGACGCUCUUGAAUUUUACAUAUAUAAUCACACAAAAGAGAAUCUUUUAUAAUAAAACAGAGAGCGAUAUGCAUUACGAUUUUCAAGUUUAUUUUUUAUCCAGUUACAUGAUUUUUCAUACUUUUUAAAUAAAUUUAAACGGCAAUGUCUAUUAUUUAAACCUGCCGAAUGUUAUUAUAUAUCUAAGAAAAUAUAUUGAUAAGUACCUAACUAAUAAACUGUAGGCUGUAUUCUCUAAUAUGUAAUAAAGUUGUCUAGAAAAUACUUCAUCGCGAUAUUAUUGAAAUAUGAGCUUUUUUUUACCGUGGUUCUGUUACUAAAGUUUACAAUCUGCUUCUUGGUGGAUAAUUUUUAUAUUUUGAAUGAACUAAACGUUUUUUAUGCAUAUCACAUAGAUGCCAUAUGUUAAUAAUAUUAUUAUAUUACUAUUAUAUUACGAGCGGACGCUGUUUGCGAAAUGUAAAAUACAUAUCUUUGAAAAAAAUAUCAUAUUUUACCAAUUCGAUAAACCUUGCGAAUAAAUGUCAGAUAAUAAUGAAUAUAUUGUUAUUUGCCGUCGUUAAGUCACAAAAAGAUUGAUUUUACUUUAUAGAGUGUAAAAUGAUCGAAUAUGUUUUUUCAAGCUCCGUCUGUAGUCUGUUGACAAAUUGUUGGUUUUG
Messenger RNA from Camponotus floridanus (Florida carpenter ant), 14381 nucleotides. RefSeq names its product dystrophin, isoforms A/C/F/G/H. Lineage: Eukaryota; Metazoa; Arthropoda; Insecta; Hymenoptera; Formicidae. Gene Ontology annotation, biological process: synaptic signaling. The coding region runs from base 667 to 13083 and encodes 4138 amino acids. Gene Ontology annotation, molecular function: zinc ion binding; protein binding. The record is from RefSeq and is a predicted model, not a curated record. Gene Ontology annotation, cellular component: plasma membrane. The transcript has 54 exons.